AUGGAAGACGACAUCCGCAACGCUACCGGCACCCCCAACCUCAAAUUCUCCUCCCAAAUCGACGGCAUCCUCAAACACGCCGGCCCGCGCGACAACGCCAAGCGCUGGGCACGCAACCUGCGCUUCCUCACCUUCGACACCGGCACCGACCACCACGAUGCCGCAACCUCGACCCCGACCCGGGGCCAAUGCCGGCGGUGCGCCGAACGGGUCCCAGCGCCGGCGGGCCACAUGUGCGCCGCGCACGCCAACAUCCAGCCCACCCCGGAGUCGCUAACGGCGUGGGAGCAGAAGCUGGCAGAGUUCCCGGACCCGUGCGCCCAUGUGGAGGAUUUGACCUGCGACGGGUGCCGGCACGUUCCUCUCUUCCCGAACACGGGGACGGUCUCGACGUUCCGGAUCAGGAGGGCCGCGGUGACGGAGGAGGAUGCUUUGUUCUCGGAGUGUCGCCAUUUUGUGGUUGUGUCGUACUGUUGGGAGAGUCAGCCGUCGGACGAGGACGGCGAGGCAGCGUCUCUUCCGCCGUAUACUGUUAUCGAAGAGGAUGGUACGAAACGCGAGAUGAGGGCUCCCCGCGCCACGAUUGACCGCGUGGAGUGCAUCGACCAAACCAACCCCUCCGACAAGGAACUCGGCAUCCAGUCAAUGGACCUCGUCUACCAGCGCGCACACACCUGCAUCGGCCUCAUGUCCACCCUCUGGUCGCAGCGGCACCUCGACGCCCUCCUCCUCCAAGCCGAGCUGCGCAACCCCGACUCCGGCGCCGCCUCCAUCCACCGCCGCGGUGCCGCCCCCGUCCGCAAACCGCGCCCGGAGAUGCAGCACUUCGCGAACGACCUCAUCGCCGCCGUCUUCGCGCUCGUCUCCGACCGCUGGACAACCCGCGCCUGGGUCCUCCAAGAAUCCCUCGUCUCCGCAGACCGCAUGCUCCUCCUCUUCCCCCAACCCCCGGAAACAGACGUGACGGGCUGGUGGCUGAUCUGCCACGAAAAGUCCCUCUCCGAGACCGCAGUCAGCAUCCUCAUGCUCCAGGACGCGCUCGAGAACCACGUGCUGCCGUACCUCACCCCGCUGCUCUCCUCCCCUCCCCCGCCCUCGUCAAACGCGGCGUCGUCCCCGAUGGGCAUGGCCGUCGCGCUGUUCGAGAGGGUGCGCUUCUUCUACCCCCGCGCCAUCGACAACGACUCCCGCAUCGGGCUGGGCGCCGACUUCUGGGACCGCAAGCGCUGCGACGCCGCCACCGCGCUGGCCUUCCUCAACCAGCGCGACCUGUUCCGCGUCGCGGACCGGGUGGCCAUCCUGGCGAACUUAUGCGGGUACGAGCAGCGGCUCGAUACCGUGGAACUCGAAAAGGGCGGGUACGGGCUGUCGCAUUGCCUGCUCGCGCUCGCACUCCUCAACGGGGACUUGUCGUUGCUGGUCCCGGAAAUGUACAAGACCCCUGACGGCUAUCCAGUGUCAUUCCCAUCCGGCCCAGACGCAGACUUCACCUUCCUCCACUCCCUUACUCAUAACCUCCGUCUCGCCGACGCAGCAACCCUCACACCAUCCUCCAACACCGCCGUCCCCGACGACCCGCGCCUCUACGCCCUCUCCUCAAAGGGGCUCUCCCUCGCCGGCACGCUCUGGAAAGUAACCUCCUUCGUCCCCCUCGAGCCCAUCAAGCUCAAAUACGCUUCCGCCUGGCACCGCGCCAAAGCUCCCGGCACCCCGCCCUCCACCCGGCGACAAGCCCUCACGCACAUCCUCCACGAGACCCUCACCCUCCUCAAAUCUCAGAACAUGAUUCAGAUAGCGGAUGCUAUCUUCAACUCCACCUCGGACGCAAAAUACCGCGCCCAAACGCCAGACAACCCCCUCGAGUCCGUCCUGCAGAUCCCAGAGGACACAAACAUCGCAAACCGCGACGGCAUGUUCUGGUUCAGCUGGGCAAUGACCGAGCAGCUCCCUCACCAGGCCUGGAUCGUCGACCGGAUCAUGGAGCUCGGCGGGGUCUGGGUCGCGGAGCCCGUGGACGCGGGAUACCUCCCCUUCAACCCUCACCCACCAUCCCCCUGCCCCUCCUCCGAGCCCGCCGCAGUACCGAUGGCAGAGCAAUGGCCCACCCUCCUCUCCAACCUCGACCCGUCCGCCUUCAUCUCCUUCUUCCGCUCCACCUCCGCCCACCUAUCCCGCCAAACCCACGCCGAGCGCCUCCUGCAAAUCUCCCUGCUGACCAAAUUCCUCGACCUCAUGAACGACCGCUUCCUAACCUACUCACCAGAAUCCAAAUCAGCCAGUCUGCUGCGCAACAUGAUCCCCCUGCAGAUGUACUCAGGCCUCCUGGCCGGUCAAAUCUCCGCGUCAGAGUUUACCGACCGGCGGGCCGUCUUCGACCUCGGCGGGGAGGAUGCGCUGGGCACGCUGGUGCUGACGCCCUUCCAAGCGCAGCUGGAGUCGAUCCCGCGGCCGAAGACGCGGGGGCUCAGCGUGUCGUGGGUGGUGGAGGAGGCCGAGGGGAGCGAGGAUGGCGGGGUUGGCGGGGAUGAAGAGAUGAGGUUUAGAUUGACAUAA
Messenger RNA from Colletotrichum chrysophilum, 2553 nucleotides. RefSeq lists its product as uncharacterized. The transcript has 4 exons. Lineage: Eukaryota; Fungi; Ascomycota; Sordariomycetes; Glomerellales; Glomerellaceae. The record is from RefSeq and is a predicted model, not a curated record. Bases 1 to 2553 code for a protein of 850 amino acids.